Messenger RNA from Neopsephotus bourkii (Bourke's parrot), 1401 nucleotides. RefSeq names its product tetratricopeptide repeat protein 5-like. The transcript is spliced from 10 exons. The record is from RefSeq and is a predicted model, not a curated record. Gene Ontology annotation, molecular function: protein binding. Bases 1 to 1371 code for a protein of 456 amino acids. Lineage: Eukaryota; Metazoa; Chordata; Aves; Psittaciformes; Psittacidae.
AUGGCAAUGGCGGCGGCGGCCGAAGGGCCGGAGGCCGAGGCCGGGCCUGAAGGGGCCGAAGAGGAAGGGGAUGGAGACGAAGAGGCCUUAAAGAAGCUGGAGGAGCUGGUGUCGGAGCUGCAGCGCUUCCGGGUCUCGUUGACCUCUGACCCUCCGAAUGACCCCGAGGUCACGUUGGAGCAAGAGAUGGAGCGGACCGUGCGCUUAAUGGAGGCCGUGCAUGUGUCCCAACAGGCCCGUGGACGAGCCUUGGAGCUGCAGGCUGAGGCCUUAGGGGUCUGCCCCACGGCUGCCCCCCAAGUGGAGCAGGCCCUGAGCCGGGCUGUGAAGCUGGAUCCGGGCCUGGCCUCUGCUUGGAUCCGCUUGGGAGAGCUCCAAUGGGCACGGGGGGACCUGGAGGGAGCCCGGGCCUGCUUCAGGGGGGCCUUGGCGCAUCCCCGCCCCCGUGACGUCACGCCGGGGGCGGAGGCCAGGGCCCGCCGCCUCCUGUCCGUGGUGCUGAGGGCCGGCGGUGGGGGAGGGGCCCUAAGGGAGAGCCUGGCCCAGGCCGAGGCCGCCGUGCGCUGCCAGCCCUGCGAUGGGGCCUCCUGGUAUGUGCUGGGCAAUGCCUAUGUGUCGCUCUUCUUCGCUGGGGGGCAGAGCCCCGAGGCCGCGCGCCGGGCCCUGGGCGCCUACGCACAGGCCGAGCGCGUGGACCCAGACGCAGCCAAUAACCCGGACCUGCACCUCAACCGCGCCACCCUGCUGCAGUACGAGGAGCGCUAUGGGGCGGCACUGGAGGGGCUGAGCCGGGCGGGGGCGCUGGCGCCGGGGUGGGCGGAGCCUCGGCGCCGCCACGCCCAGCUCCUGGACUUCCUGUCCCGCCUCUGCACGGCGCUGGCCAAUCGGCCCCCAUCCCGUGGGAAGCGGCGCCGGAGCCGCCCGGACCCUUCCCACCCCUCCCCCACCUCUUCCCCCCCCUCCCCCCCGCUCCCCCCUUCCUUAAGCCCCGCCCCUUUGAGCGAGCUCCGCCCAGGGCCCAACCCCCGCCGCGCUCUGAUUGGCCGCGUCCUCUUCACCUGCGCCCCGGAGGGGCGGGUCCCAUAUGUGCUGGGAUUGGCUGAUGGAGCAGGGGGCGUGGCCGCCAUCACUGUCUAUAACGCGGCUCCUGAUUGGACGGUGGCCGUCGGCGACAGCGUGGCCGUGCCCCGGCCGUGCCUCAAGCAGCAUCAGCACCAACACCAGGGGCAGACAUUCUCCUUCCUGGGGGUCCGGGUCCCCUCCCCCCUCUCCCUGCUCAUCAACGGCCGCCCCCCCCCGGGCUCCGCCCUCGCCCCCGCCCGCCUCCUGCUGCGGGCAGACCCCGCCCAGGCCACGCCCCCCGAGCCCUGAGCCAAUCAGAGCCCGCGCCGGCGCCUGGGC